CUCUCUCUCUCUCUCUCUCUCUCUCUCUCUCUCUCUCUCUCUGUGUUGCCGACACUUUCUACGAUCAAAGGAGGGGCAAUUUCGUGAGAGAUUUGGGUUCUGAGAUUAAGAUUUUGUAUUCAAAUGGGUCUAAUUCUGGAAUUACAAUGGUAGCAGAGAUCAACAGCGUUAAGCUCGAACGUGCGAAAGACAUUUGCUUGGAUUUCGCUUCCGUUGAUGAUCUGAAAGCCCCCAGUGCCGUUCUGAUCGACAAAAGGAGAAGAUUUUCAGAAGAAGAGGAAAUGCCAGCGAUGAGAGAAACCGAGUUUGAUCGUGUUCAUGAGAAGCAGAGAAACACUGUUCUGGUCGGAAUUCGAAUGGACGAAAGCGGCAGAGAUGUUCUGGAUUGGGUGCUCGGAAAUGUGACAGAACCCGGAGAUUGCGUUGUUGCGGUUCAUGUUUGUUCAAGUUCUUAUCGUGCCUUGAAGAGCAAGUCAUCUCUGGACCGGUACUUGGAUGUGCAUAGAGGAUUGUAUUCUACCAAGAAGGUUGAGCUUAAAGCAGAGGUUUUGACAGGAAGUUCGGUCCAAAGGGUCUUGGUUAAAGAGGCAAAGAACUGCAAAGCCGUCGCCGUUGUGGUGGGAAUAAGAAAUCAUAGAAGCUUAAGGGAUCGGGUGUCAACAGCUAGAGGCUGCGCAAAACAGUUGCCUCUAACCACAGAUGUUCUGGCCAUCCACCGGGGAAAUAAUAUCUUUAGGCGGUCCAACAAUCAUCAACUACCUCAAGUUCACAAGAUGGACUGGAGUCCAAGUUCCGGACUUUCUGAAAAGUCUUCAGACAAAGAGAGUGGAUUCGAAUCUGAUGAGUCGAGGGUUAAAGUCGAUGAAUUUAAGGAAGAGAUCUUGAAAAUGGGUCAUGACGAAAGGAGGAGAAUUUCGGGUAGAUCGGUAUCUCUUCCCUCGGUUGAUGUUUUGGACAAGAAACCAGGUUGGCCAUUGUUGAGAAGAGCUGCUUCGGAAAUUCCCCAAGCUCACCACAGCAGGAAACUGUCGGUGGUUCAUUGGGUCAUGAGCUUUCCCGAGCGGUUUCCACAGCAUCAGAAUUCGAUUUCUGAAACGAUUUCCGUCGAGAAGAAACUAAAGGGAAUCGUACUGAGGGACAGCAGCCGAUGGUGUUGCUAUGAUGUUCUUAGGACAGCAACAUCUGAGUUCUCUUCAGAGAAUCUGAUUGGAAAGGGAGGGUGUAACAAAGUGUAUAAAGGUGUUCUUCCAGAUGGCGAGGCAGUAGCAGUGAAAAUCUUGAAAUCUUCAUCAAAGGAAUCCAUAACGGAUUUCGCCCAUGAAGUGAGCAUCAUCUCUUCUUUGAAUCACCGAUACAUUGCCCCUCUGCUCGGUGUAUGCGCCCAAGAAACCGAUCUAAUCUCGGUUUACAGUUUCUCAUCUAAAGGAAGUCUAGAAGAUAAUCUACACGGUAAGCAAAAGGGCAAACACGUUUUGUCAUGGGAAGAGAGAUUCAGAAUUGCAGUCGGGUUAGCGGAAGCGUUAGAUUAUCUCCAUAACCGAUGUUCAAGACCCGUUAUCCACAGAGAUGUCAAGUCUUCGAACGUUCUUCUCUCGGAUGAUUUAGAGCCUCGGCUGUCGGAUUUCGGGCUUUCGAUGUGGGCUCCGACCUCUUCCGAGUUUCUGAUACAAGGGGAAGUCGUGGGGACGUUCGGGCACCUCGCACCAGAGUACUUCAUGUACGGAAAAGUGAGUGUCAAAGUCGACGUUUAUGCCUUUGGAGUGGUUCUGCUAGAACUCAUAUCAGGAAGAACUCCUAUUUCGUUAGGACAGGAGAGUCUGGUCAUGUGGGCAAAACCGACGAUAGAGAAAGGGGAUGCAGAUAAAGUGUUGGAUCCAAAUCUGUCAGAGAAAUUCGACGAGGCUCAGUUUCAGAGAUUGGUUCUUGCUGCUACGCUCUGCCUGACCACAGCAGCUACCCUUCGUCCCGAUAUCAAAGAGAUACUGAAGCUUUUAAGAGGGGAAGCCGAAAAGGAGAUGGAGGAAUGGAUGAAGAGAAGGAAGGAGGAUUCAGAGGAAGAUAAAGAUUGCUUCGACGACGAAGUUUACCCUAAUUCGAGCGCAGAAUUACACUUGAGCCUCGCCAUGCUCGACGUAGAAGAAGAUAACUCUGUUUCUUCGUCGUCUUCUUCUUCUUCUUCUUCUCCUGGAGAGAUUCCUUCUUCAAGCUCUCAUUAGGGUUUGUUUUAGGGUUUCAUGUGUAUAUAUAUAUAUAUAUAUAUGGACAGAAACCGCAGUAGAUAACUCUUGUCUGUGUUUGGAGAUCUUUUGUCCCUCUCCAUUUUUGUACAGAUGAGAGAAGAGAUGGACAAAGGGGGUGAAGAAUAAAGGAAAUCAGAGUGGAGGAACUCACAGAUAAUAAAUAAUAUAUGGUUUAUUCGGAUUUCGGUU
Molecule: messenger RNA, 2429 nt
Organism: Tarenaya hassleriana
Lineage: Eukaryota; Viridiplantae; Streptophyta; Magnoliopsida; Brassicales; Cleomaceae
Product: serine/threonine-protein kinase CDG1
Exons: 11
Coding region: 147-2216 (689 amino acids)
Biological process (GO): protein phosphorylation
Molecular function (GO): protein kinase activity; ATP binding
Source: RefSeq, a predicted model, not a curated record